AGUGAAGUCUUCUCUCAGUGGCAGCUCAUAGGAGGGAAAACAAACCAGAAGUUUUGAGAUACAGAACAGGGAAGGAGAAAGAAGAAAAGGCAGAGCUGUCUUCAAACCACAGUUCCUCUUAGGCUGUAUGUGGGUUUUAUACAGCCAUGGCAUCAGCAGCUCCACAAAAAAGGAUGGUGUCCUCUUUCUUCAUCACUCUGGCGUCUCCUCACCGAGCCACAGUGACACAGCAGCAGCCCGCCCUCCAGGCCCACAGUGCCCCGGCAAGAGACAAGCAGCACACAGCUGUGCGAGUCAGCCCGAGUGACAACAUCCCCUCCCUCAGACUUAAGAAAGAGGACCACUCACAGGCCGAGGCUUAUGGCAGCAGAGACAGCAAAGGCCGUGUUCACGCCGGGGCCUCUGUCCGGGCUUCAGACCCUCAGAGCCCAAUACCUGCCCAGCCUGUACCCAGCAGAGGAAGGUUGCAAGAAGACGACAGAGGUGCUGCAGAUCUCCUCCCUCCUCCUCCACCUCCUCCUCCUGCUGCACUGCCUUCACCCCCAGGAACAUCGUUCACUGAAGAAUCAGCACUUCCACCACCUCCUCCUGCCCAGACGCCUCUCUCCCAGCCUCUGACCCCAGGCCAGCAGCUACUUUAUAACAGAGAGGUGGAAACAAGCACACCAUCUAGUGGGUUAAAACAAGAUGAACAAUCCCACGGGAUCCAAAAAAAUGGCCAAGACACGAGCUGGGAGAGUAAAGAGGUGUGUGGCUUCUGUCGGAAACCCGUGGCUCUUUCUGAACCUGCAAUAGAGGCCUUAAACAGGACGUACCAUGACGGUUGCUUCCAGUGUAGAUCUUGUCACAUUCCCCUGGCUGGUAAACAGUACUACAACAAGGCAGGGAUCCCACUCUGUGAAGACUGCUACCAGGCCAGUCUGGAACUUUGUUGGGCGUGUGGGGAAGCUAUCACAGAUCACGUGAUCCGUGCACUGGAGCGAGCAUACCAUCUUUCCUGUUUCACCUGUGCAACAUGUAAACAGCAAAUUGGGGAGCAAUCUUUCGCUCAGGGAGAAGUUGGAGAAGUUUAUUGCCUCCAGGACUAUUACAGGAAGUAUGCUCCAAAGUGCAACGCGUGCAACCAGCUAAUCAUUCCAAAAGAAGACGGUACUGACAGCUAUAAUGUUGAAUGCCUGGGGCGCUCCUACCAUGAGAACUGCUACAGAUGUGAGGUUUGUGCCAUCCAGCUCUCUCCUGAACCUAAUGAGCACGGCUGCUAUCCUUUGGAUGGGAAGAUGCUUUGCAAAUCGUGCCAUCUGAGCCUGGUCUCUGGCCAGCACUAACACUGGCCUUAUAUCCCGGGAUAAACUGCAACUGAUGGAAAAGUGCCACGAGUCCGGCUUCAAAGAGAGGGCAGGGCGACUUUGCAUGUGCAUUUUAAGACGCUGGAAUACAAACAUUACACAUCUUUUUCCAAUAGAACAAUAAUGAUUUUUUUUUUUUUACAAUAUAUCAUGCUUUCUGAAGAUGCUCCUAUUCUUCUUUUAUACUUGAUAAUUUUGCACUCAAUAAACUCUACAAAAUGCACCAAAUAUAUUUAUGCAACAGACUUUGCAAAAGCAUACGGAGAACAUGAUUUGAAUUUUUGUAAAUCUCAAUCAGUAAACUAUUUCUUAAUCACAAUAACCCUUUAUUUAACCCUUUAUAUAAAAAAAUAAAACUCUAUAUAAAAUUAUAUUAAAGUAAACUAAUAUAUUUUAUCUCGAGGCAGGCUCUAACAUACACAACAUUUCUUAUAUUACACAUACAGGAAAUAAGGAAAUAAGGGAGGAAAAUUUGCUCUGCUCAUUCGCAUCUGUGGCAAAAUACAUAACAACCAAUACUGAAUACAGACAUUAGAUUUAUAUUACAUUUACAUUUAUAAAAUAAAGUGGAACAGAGCACAACAACACAUCCCCAGCACUUAUUAUGGACCAAAACUUGAAGGUGCUUUUUAUGUGAAUGUGAUUACGUCCAGUGAUAUUCACUGGCCCACAGGGCCUAUCUUGUCUUUUGCCUCAACAAUAAACUACUCACACUGAUUUGACAUUACAAUAUUAAAAUCUCAUUCUGAUCCCAGCUGUAUUAUUUUGUUAUUUAUGUUCUGUAUCUCAAAAUGACAUGUUUGUGGAACCAUAUUUCUUUGUAUCGAAAACAUUUAUAAAAAUAUUUUCUA
This is a messenger RNA of Chelmon rostratus (copperband butterflyfish), 2197 nucleotides long. RefSeq names its product filamin binding LIM protein 1 (gene fblim1). The transcript is spliced from 8 exons. Gene Ontology annotation, molecular function: filamin binding. The coding region runs from base 147 to 1325 and encodes 392 amino acids. Gene Ontology annotation, cellular component: focal adhesion; stress fiber. Gene Ontology annotation, biological process: cell-cell adhesion. The record is from RefSeq and is a predicted model, not a curated record. Lineage: Eukaryota; Metazoa; Chordata; Actinopteri; Chaetodontiformes; Chaetodontidae.